Molecule: messenger RNA, 504 nt
Organism: Lynx canadensis (Canada lynx)
Lineage: Eukaryota; Metazoa; Chordata; Mammalia; Carnivora; Felidae
Gene: CA3H20orf141
Product: chromosome A3 C20orf141 homolog
Source: RefSeq, a predicted model, not a curated record
AUGACCCAGCUCUGCUUACCCAGGCCCAAAGCCCUUGCUUAUCCUAUCCCAGUCCCUCCCAGGGGCCUGGGUGCGGGGGAGGGGUCGUGUAGUCCAGUGGGUCCACAUACGUCCCCCUGGGGCCCUAACCUGGCCCAGCUCCUCGACAGCGUCCUAGGGCUGGGGGCACUGGGGCUGACGAUUGGGACAGUCUUUUCCACGGCUGGCCCAGCCUUGUUGCUGCUGCUUCUGGUCAGUUUCCUGGCCUUCGAACUGCUCCACUGGCCCGCAGACGCCCCCGGGCCACAGCACACACUUCUCAUGGGAGGCCGGAGUCAGGGGGCCGGUGAGGGUCCGGGACAGCGGGAGGCUGUCCUCCUACCUACGGCGGCGGUGGUCCCAGGAAGACUCAGCCCCCACGAGGCCCUGCUGCUGCUGCUUCUGGGCCUGGGGUUGUUCCUGGGAGCGCGCGGCGUGCCCGUGGCCCUGCUCGGCCUGGCUUUCUGCCUCCAUCCUUGGAUCUGA